This is a messenger RNA of Microthlaspi erraticum, 1590 nucleotides long. The record is from the annotation of a GenBank genome assembly. NCBI's taxonomy places the organism in Eukaryota, Viridiplantae, Streptophyta, Magnoliopsida, Brassicales, Brassicaceae.
AUGGAAAAGCCUACAUUUCCUAGGAGGUUUUUCACCAAAGGUUCAGAUCCUGAAAGCGACAAAAGCAUCGGGUAUUACAGCAACAACACGAAGUUGUUCGCAGCUCUCACCACACUCUUGACCGAUGAUGAAUGGGCUGAGCUCGAGGAAUCUCCGCUCGGGGUAUUCUUCAGGUUCGUGAACAGCAAAUUCUCAUGGGCUUCAAUGAUUGUGAAGUGUAUGCUCAAUAUGCAAAUAGUGUGCAAGAAGCCCUUCGAGAUUUGGAGUGUGGUUGGCUCAAAUCCUGUAAGGUUUUCGUUGCACGAGUUUGAACACAUUACCGGUCUUAACUGCGAAUACAGAGAGAAUCUCAAGGCACCUCUGACUGCGGACAUAGAUGAGAAUGAAUUUUCUGAGUUUUGGGAGAAACUUGGUGUUCAUACCAAGUUUGGGCCUUCAGUUGAUAACCUCACCCGAGCAUGUGGGUGGGCCCAAGACUGGUCGAAAGAGGACAGAAAGAGGCUGGCUUAUUUAGCCGUCUAUGCUGGUUUCAUUGUUGGCGAGAGGCAAACUAUUGCCACACCGGUCGAGAUGGCAAAGCUAGUAAUGGAUCUUGAAGAGUUUGAAGGUUAUCCUUGGGGGAGAGUAGCUUUCUUGAAUCUCAUUGAAUCUGUAAAAUCUGCCAACCUCACCAAACACUACUACAUUAACGGGUUUGUCGAAGUGCUACAAGUGUGGUCGUACUACGCAAUGCCUAGCUUCGGUCAGGACUUCGGUGAGCCUGUAGUGGGUAGGGUAUCUCCGACUAUGAUGGCCUUCAAAGGAAUGAAAGGGCGCAAAAAUAUAAUGCAGACUCUUCUUGCGCAGGUUAAUUUCAACCAUAUGAUCAUGGUGGACAGGGAUAAUGCUUACCCUAGGUGGGACAACGACGUCGACGAUGAACACAUCGAGAAUGUGAUGAAGGCUUUUUACGGAGAGCUCGGAGGGACCUGGAGAUGGAAGCCUUCCGACUGGAUAUCCGAAGGAGUAAUCGUCUUGGAUAAGGUGAAGGAAGAGAAGGGAAUUGACAAGAAGAGGCAUCUGGAUUCGGGUCUAGGGCCGUCAAAGAGACCAUGCCCUGCCUACGGGAUCGAUGGACAUACCUCGGGAGCUAGUUGGGAUACAUUCCAGUCCACUGUGGCUGCAAUGUUUGAACAGUUCAGUAAGCAGCAGACAGGUGAGAUCGGUCUCCGUUUCGAUAGACUUGAUGAGAAGGUUGAGGUCCUUACAAGCAAAAUUAGUUGUAUGGAGUCGACCAUCGAGAAGCUUCAAAUUGUCAUGUCGGAGGAGGAGAGAGAAGCGAAGGACCGUGUUAAGCCCGACAAUGGUCCUGCGUUUUCUCCAGACGGGAAGCUUCCCGACGAGUCCGAAGCUGCAAAGGAGCAUGACACGUCGAACGCUGCGAAGGAGCCUGACAAUAACAAUCCUGCUGGCCCGGUUAGUACAGAUAACUCUCGCAAAUUCUCUGCUCGUAUUGCUGCAAAACAAACAAUGGAUGAAUCUGAUAAGCUUGAGAAUCCUAAACUCCCUCCCAGUAAGAAGAGUAAAAGUACUAAGACCAAGCGGAAGUAG